Naegleria gruberi is the source of this 669-nucleotide messenger RNA. RefSeq lists its product as uncharacterized. Bases 1 to 669 code for a protein of 222 amino acids. The transcript has a single exon. The record is from RefSeq and is a predicted model, not a curated record. Gene Ontology annotation, molecular function: protein binding. Lineage: Eukaryota; Heterolobosea; Eutetramitea; Acrasida; Naegleriidae.
AUGGAUGAAGAAUUAAUUUACAUGAUUGCAUCUUGUGAUACUUCAAUUAAAAUUUAUAAUUUUGGAAAUAAUCAAUUAUUAAAAAUAUUUAAUACUGAAUAUGAAACUUAUUUAAGUAGUUUACAAAUUAUAUUAAAAAAUAAUGAUAUUACAAAUAAUAUAUUAAAUUGUUAUUUAAUUACUAAAGGUGUAAAUUCAAAUGAAGAAAUUUCAUCUAAUAAUGAUAUCCAUUUAAGGAAAUUAAAUUUAAAUUUAAAGAAAAUUCAAGAUUCAACAUUGGAAACAUUACAUACAUUUCAACAUGAUGAUUAUUAUUGUAAUUCAUGGAUGGCUAAAUGUAAAUAUUUUAAUGGUUAUUUAUUUGCACCUACCUGUUAUGGUAAAUUAUUUAUUUGGAAUGUACAUACUAAACAAUUAUGUGCCAUUUUAAAUGAUCAUUCAGAACAUGCCUAUAUUAGAAAUACACUUGUUAUUAAUCAAUUUGAUAAUAUGAAUAAUACUAAUAAUAAUUGUAAUGGAUUUUAUUUAUUUACAAGUGGAGAUGAUAGUAUUACUAAUAUUUAUGAAACAACGUCAAUUAAUAAUAAUAACUUAUCAACCCAAAGAUUGGAUCAAGUUUAUAAAGUUUAUAAUAAUAACACGACCCUUACAUCUUCAAGAAAGAAAUAA